ACAGUGUCAACAUGAUCAUCGAAUGGAUGUCUCUCUGUCUUUUCCUUAUAACAUUAUGUACGGAUGCAAUCGUAAAAGGACUACUGAAUAGUUCCAAUAAAUUAAUUUGGCGUUCAACUGCAAAAUGCCCUUUGAACAUGACAACAUUUGAAAAAGCUUCCAGGAACAUGAACUGUAGUGGAAAUACUCGAUAUCUAUGUGCACCAAAUAAAGAUCUAUCCUCUUUGAUUGAGUUUUGUACAACAGCCAAACGAGGACUAUAUGGACCAGACAAUUGUGUAAAGCAUCAAAGCAAUGGUUAUCUUGAUCACGUUCCUUGUAACUCAUCUUUCAAAGACGGAUGUCCAGAUACAUCUUAUUAUGAUGACGAAGUGUUUAAAUUUCAAAGCUGUUUGCGGAUCAACACGAUACUAAAAUGCUUUGUGAAAGACAGAAACUGUGUAGCUACAGAAAGGAGCACUUCAAAUCCGAAUCUCCAAAAUAUAACCAAAGAUGUCUCCUCAGACUCGGAUGAGAGAUCAGGGGACAUACGGUUACUUGGACUACUUGCAAUCCUACCCUUGAUUCUGGCGAUUUUCGUCUACUAUCGAUGUUGUCGAAGAGAUAUAAAACGGAAAUCAGACCCUGAAACAGAAGAAACUCUUCUACAGGAAACAGAUGGAAAAGAAAGAGAAAAGCUGACAUACAGAAAAGAAAAACCAAACGAAAGAAGUCUUUGGAGGACACCCUAUCGAGAAAAGUUGGACGAACUGCCACUUAAUCUUCUGACGGUUUUCUAUUCCAUUUUAUUUACAAAAACAAAUCAAAUUGAUGAUGGAUCAGAUAAUUGUUGGUUAAUAGUUUUGAAUAAAGUUAGACAUGUGUUUGAAUUAGAUGACAUUACCGAAGAAAAGGCAAGAAUUUAUGCAAAAACAGUGUUUAAUAUGUUUCAUUCCAUAUCUGAAGGUGACCUGGAAGUUCCCGAUGAUUUAUAUUUUGAAAUUUUCUGGAGUUUUUUCCGACAGAGCAAGUUUGAAGGAUGUGGUCGUCUGGAUUUUUUCUUGGAAAAUGCUUCAAAGGAAACCAUUGCACAAUUUUGUAGAACCAGUGGCUAUCAAAAGGUUUCCCUAGAACGAUGUAUGCAGCUACCUGUCGAUUAUACGGACAAAUUGAUUGAAAAACUUGGGCAGAAAAUAUUAACACAUCCGACGGUACAAGAUCCCUUGAUUCAUGAAAAGCUCUCAAAGAAAUUUGAUAUCCCUGUGGAAGUCUUGAAAUGGGGAAAAGACGGUAUUCAAAGGUUUAUCGCUUAUCUUGAUAAUGGUGGCAAAGAACCAGUUUAUCACACAAAGGGGAUGAUUGUUGGCUGUGCUGGAGCAGGAAAAACAACUCUACUUAAACGUUUGAAAGACUGUUCAAUAGCUGAAAUUUUGAAGACUGAACCGACAAAAGGAUUAGACGUUCACACUGAUGUUUUCAAAGUAGAGGGAAAUGCAUUGAAAGUAAACAAAAACCAAAGUGUGAAGUAUUUCAACAUACCACAAGACAGAAUUCAGUGUGUUCAACUGCCAAUUCUUAAACAGAAGGCACAUCCUAACCCAUCUGUACAUGAAGAAGAAAUAAAUACAAGCAUAGAUAUACCCAAAGAGACUAUACAGUCCAAAAGUGAGAUUCACCAUGAUCCACAAAUGGAAAAUUCCACCCUUCAGACAAGUCUUAUUUCUGAAAGUCAUGAAAUCACAGAAUUAGGACAGAUUAAAUUAGAUGAAAAAUGGCCAGGAUCACCUGUCUCGGAAAAAUCUUUUGAGAAUCCGAUAAACGUGGAAGUACAUGAUGAAGAAACUUAUGAUCCAUUUCUCCAAACUUUAAGAAAUGUAGCUUUUCAUGGCGAAAGAAGUGUACAGCUGAUAACUUUGCUUGAUUUUGCUGGUCAGUCUGCCUACUAUGCAUGUCAUCAGAUUUAUUUCAGUGCAAGAGCAUUCUACAUUUUAGUUAUCGAUAUGUCUAAAGACUUAAAUGCUGUUGUUGGUGAAGAUGUUUGUGAUCAUAGUGAAACAGUCUUUGAGACUUGGAGGUAUAGAGAUUUCUAUGCAUUUUGGAUGAAAUCUAUACACACGUACAGCAGUCCAAAUGCACCAGUUAUAAUUGUCGCAACGCAUGCAGAGGAUAAAUGCCAAGAUGACAUUGAAAAAUUUGAGAAGGAACUUUUUGAGAUUUUUGGUUAUGACCUUGUCUCAAAACACUUGGUAAAGGAUAAAAUAAUUACUUUGACUUUGCCGAGGGAUAACACUUGUCAACCUGCUAGCGUAGAAGAUCUCAAGAUAGACAUCAGAAAGACAGUGGAAAAGCAACCUUAUUGGGGCGAAGAUCUUCCAAGUUCUUGGGUGGUUUUUGAGAAUGAAAUAAGAAAAAGGAAGGAAACUUCAAAAAUCAUGAAGAUACAGGAUUUGCACAAAUUAUGCCGACAAAUGAGUGAACAUAUCAGAAUUGAUAUCAAGGAACUGAAAGAUGCCUUACGCUUUUUUCAUGAAAUAGGAACGAUUUUAUAUUUUGACAGCGCUGAACUAGAAGACACAGUCAUAUUAGAUGUUCAAUGGUUUGUGAAUGCCUUCAAAAAUAUUAUCACAGAUAACCAAGACUUGCAGCUUCAAAAUAUCAAAUUUGCAUUGUGGAAAAAAUGUAAUCAAACGGGGGAAUUAGAUGAUACUUUGCUUGAAGAAAUUUGGAAACGGACUGAAGAUAGCAGAGACUCGUUUUUUAAGCAUAAAAGUGAACUCUUGAGCUACAUGCAGCAUUUGGGAUUGUUAGCAAGAGGCUCUGAAGAAACAAAAUAUGUUCACCUGAUUCCAUGCAUGACUAAAAGGAAAAUCUCACACAGCGAUAUCGCAAAAUGCCACAAAAAUUUUGUUUUCAGCUUCCAAUUUGAUUUUUUUCCGAAUUUCAUAUUUUGGAGAUUUUUGGUUACCUGUGUUUGCAGUUAUGGUUGGUCAAUACUUGAAGAAUCUGGACAGAAAUAUAUUUUCAGAAACUCUUGUUUUUUGAGCUACGAAGAAGUUGAUGUUGCAAUCAAAAUUAACGAUAAUAUUUUAGAUGUGCAAAUUCUUGAAAGUGAUGACUCGCCAGUGGGUCAAAAUUUAAAAAUUGAUAUCUUGAGAAGAAUGGAGGAAAUUCUCCAGAUUUUGACAAGACCUUUUCCAACUAAUAUUACUUUUACCAUUGGCUGUCGAUGUAAAGUUACAAAGGUUUUUGAAAUUGGAAAUUCGAGAUUUCUUUCUGUGGGGGAACUUUUGAAAAUCAAAGACACACGGACGAAAGUAUGUAGUGCAUGUGGAAUUGAAAAGCAUCAAGUACCUGUUGAAAACCUUCUUGAAAUCUUGGAAGGGAGAACAGAAUCUCAUGGAUAUCGACAGACUAAAGGAAUAUCCAUCACCGGCAAGAGAGAAAGAAGAAGAGGGAAAUCCGAAAAAGAAGACCAAGACUUGGAAUUUGGUGUUGACGACGUCCGGCAUUUGAAGACUUUAAAAGGGGCGUGUCUUCGUGGAAACAAGCAACAAUUUGAUCAUGAAAUUCAAAAACAUUUUGGAGAAAAACAACUUCUUUUUACAAGAGACAGCGAUGGAUAUUCACUUUUGCAUUUUGCUUGUGAAGGUGGUAACUUGGAAAUUCUAAAGCAUUUACUCGAAGAGGGUUUUAUGUUGGAUUCAACAACAUUUAAAGGUAAAACUGUGCUUCAUAUUGCCUCUCAAUUUGGACACAAAUCAAUUUGUGAUUAUGUUUUAUCAAAAGACACUGCACUACUAGAAAUUACCGAUAAACGUAAAGGAAACGCAGCCCAUUUUGCCGCUGAAGGUGGCUACGUUGAAAUACUAGAAUUCUUGGUAAAUAAAGGCAUUAACCCAAAGCAGUUAACCGAAAGAGAAAGAAAUAUAUUUCACAUUGCAAGUUCCAAUGAUCAACAAGAAAUGUGUAAAUAUAUAGUACAGACGUACCCAGAAAUCAUUCAUUCUGUAGAUGGUCUCGGAUGGAAUGCUCUUCAUUUCGCCACAGCAAAAGGGCAUAUUGAAAUGUUUGAUACACUAGUUGGAUUUGAUCUUGAUGUUAAAAGCAAAACAAAUCGAGGGAAUUCAGUUCUUCAUAUUGCAUGUCUUAAAAGCCGACUUGAAAUGUGCAAAUAUAUCAUAAACAGAUGGCCAUAUCUAGUUAAAGAACAAAACAAGUUGAACCGAACUCCAGUAUUCGCUGCAGUAGAAGGUGGUGAUAUAAAUAUAUUAAAACUUCUGAAAAAUUAUGAUGCAGAUGAGAGAGCCAUUGCAGCAGAUAAUCACACUUUGCUACAUGUAGCAAGCGAACAUUCCAAUUAUGAGAUCUGUAAAUACGUUAUACAAACGUAUCCUGAAAUGACUAACCUUUCCUCAAGCAAGAACUUUAAUGCGUUACACAUGCUUGCAGCCGGAUCAUCUAGAUCAGAAGAGGAGGAAAUCAUGGUUUUCAACCUAUUGGUAAGCCAUGGUGUUGACAUCUUUCAAACAACGAAAAAGGGAAGCUCUGUUCUAAGUCUUGCUUGCAAGAAUCGGAAGUAUGACUUAUGCAAAUACAUGGUAGACCAUCAUCCAGCACUCUUAAAAAUACCAAGCGUAGAUCUGUUGAAGACAGCCGAGGAGACAAAUGACAAAGAAAUGAUUGAAUUGUUUAAGAUGGAAUUAAAUAUAAUGACCUAAGAAUUCUUUGCUUCAGUG
This is a messenger RNA of Saccostrea echinata, 4715 nucleotides long. RefSeq lists its product as uncharacterized. The record is from RefSeq and is a predicted model, not a curated record. Bases 12 to 4697 code for a protein of 1561 amino acids. Gene Ontology annotation, molecular function: protein binding. Lineage: Eukaryota; Metazoa; Mollusca; Bivalvia; Ostreida; Ostreidae. The transcript has 15 exons.